CGGCCCCGGCGCCGCGGCUCUGCCCGCGGGCUGCAAGCACGACGGCCGGCCCCGCGCGGCCGGCAGGGCGACGAGUGCCGCGGAGGGCAAGGUGGUGUGCAGCAGCCUGGAGCUCGCACAGGUCCUGCCCCCGGACACGCUGCCCAACCGCACGGUCACCCUGAUUCUGAGUAACAAUAAAAUAUCCGAGCUGAAGAAUGGCUCAUUUUCUGGGCUAAGUCUCCUUGAAAGAUUGGACCUCCGAAAUAAUCUUAUUAGUAGUAUAGAUCCAGGUGCCUUUUGGGGACUGUCAUCACUAAAAAGAUUGGAUCUGACAAAUAAUCGAAUAGGAUGUCUGAAUGCAGACAUAUUUCGAGGACUUACCAAUCUGGUUAGACUAAAUCUUUCAGGGAAUUUGUUUUCUUCAUUAUCUCAAGGAACUUUUGAUUAUCUUGGCUCAUUACGGUCUUUAGAGUUUCAGACUGAGUAUCUUUUGUGUGAUUGUAACAUCUUGUGGAUGCAUCGCUGGGUAAAGGAGAGAAACAUCACUGUCCGGGACACACGGUGUGUUUACCCGAAGUCUCUGCAGGCCCAGCCGGUCACGGGGGUGAAGCAGGAGUUAUUGACAUGCGAUCCUCCCCUUGAAUUACCGUCUUUCUACAUGACUCCAUCUCAUCGUCAAGUUGUGUUUGAAGGAGACAGCCUUCCCUUCCAGUGCAUGGCUUCCUAUAUUGAUCAGGACAUGCAAGUGUUAUGGUAUCAAGAUGGGCGAAUAGUUGAAACUGAUGAAUCCCAAGGUAUCUUUGUUGAAAAGAACAUGAUUCACAACUGCUCCUUGAUUGCAAGUGCCCUAACCAUUUCUAAUAUUCAGGCUGGAUCCACUGGAAAUUGGGGCUGUCAUGUCCAGACCAAACGCGGGAACAAUACCAGAACUGUCGAUAUUGUCGUGUUAGAAAGCUCUGCACAGUACUGUCCUCCUGAGAGGGUGGUGAACAAUAAAGGCGACUUCAGGUGGCCCAGAACGUUGGCAGGCAUUACUGCCUAUCUGCAGUGUACUCGGAACACGCACGGCAGUGGGAUCUAUCCUGGAAACCCACAGGAUGAGCGAAAGGCUUGGCGCAGAUGUGACAGAGGUGGCUUUUGGGCAGAUGACGACUACUCUCGCUGCCAGUAUGCAAAUGAUGUCACUAGAGUUCUUUACAUGUUUAAUCAGAUGCCCCUCAAUCUCACCAACGCUGUGGCCACAGCCCGACAAUUACUGGCCUAUACCGUGGAGGCGGCCAACUUUUCUGACAAGAUGGAUGUCAUAUUUGUGGCUGAAAUGAUAGAGAAAUUUGGAAGAUUUACCAAAGAGGAAAAAUCAAAAGAGCUAGGUGAUGUGAUGGUUGACAUUGCCAGUAACAUCAUGUUGGCCGAUGAACGUGUCCUGUGGCUGGCGCAGCGGGAAGCGAAAGCCUGCAGUAGGAUCGUCCAGUGUCUACAGCGGAUCGCUACAUACCGGCUAGCAAACGGAGCUCAUGUUUAUUCAACAUAUUCACCCAAUAUUGCUCUGGAAGCUUAUGUCAUCAAGGCCACUGGCUUCACCGGCAUGACAUGCACCGUGUUCCAGAAAGUGGCCGCUUCCGACCGAACCGGCCUUUCUGACUAUGGGAGGCGGGAUCCUGAUGGAAACCUGGACAAGCAGCUGAGCUUCAAGUGCAACAUUUCAAAUACAUUUUCCAGCCUGGCACUGAAGAAUACUAUUGUGGAAGCUUCUAUUCAGCUUCCGCCAUCCCUUUUCUCCCCAAAGCAAAAAAGAGAAGUCAGACCGACUGAUGACUCUCUCUAUAAGCUUCAGCUCAUCGCAUUCCGCAAUGGAAAGCUUUUUCCAGCCACCGGGAAUUCAACAAAUUUGGCUGAUGAUGGAAAACGGCGUACAGUGGUUACUCCCGUGAUUCUUACCAAAAUAGAUGGCGUGAACGUAGAUACCCACCACAUCCCUGUUAACGUGACCCUGCGUCGCAUAGCGCACGGCGCAGAUGCUGUGGCCGCCCAGUGGGAUUUCGAUUUGCUGAAUGGACAAGGAGGCUGGAAGUCAGACGGGUGCCACAUACUCUACUCCGAUGAAAAUAUCACUACCAUUCAGUGCUACUCCCUUAGUAACUACGCAGUUUUAAUGGACCUGACGGGAUCUGAACUGUACACCCCGGCAGCCAGCCUCCUGCACCCCGUGGUUUACACCACUGCUGUCAUUCUUCUCUUAUGCCUCUUAGCAGUCAUCGUCAGUUACAUAUACCAUCACAGUUUGAUUAGAAUCAGUCUCAAGGGCUGGCACAUGCUUGUGAACUUGUGCUUUCAUAUUUUCCUGACCUGUGUCGUAUUUGUGGGAGGAAUAACCCAAACCAGAAAUGCCAGUGUCUGCCAAGCGGUCGGAAUAAUUCUUCAUUAUUCCACCCUUGCUACAGUCCUAUGGGUGGGAGUGACAGCUCGGAAUAUCUAUAAACAAGUCACUAAAAAAGCGAAAAGAUGCCAGGAUCCUGACGAACUGCCACCUCCGCCAAGACCAAUGCUCAGUGCGCCCUAUUGCUGGAUGGCGUGGGAACCCUCCUUGGGAGCCUUCUACGGGCCUGCCAGCUUCAUCACUUUCGUGAACUGUAUGUACUUUCUAAGCAUAUUUAUUCAGUUGAAAAGGCACCCUGAGCGCAAAUAUGAGCUGAAGGAGCCCACCGAGGAGCAGCAGAGGCUGGCGGCCAAUGAGAACGGCGAAGUGAAUCAUCAGGAUUCCAUGUCCUUGUCUCUGAUACCCACGUCAGCCUUGGAAAAUGAGCACACUUUUCAUUCUCAACUUUUGGGAGCCAGCCUGACUUUGCUAUUAUAUGUUGUCUUGUGGAUGUUUGGGGCCUUGGCUGUUUCUUUGUAUUACCCCUUGGACUUGGUUUUUAGCUUCUUUUUCGGGGCCACGUGUUUAAGCCUCAGCGCGUUCAUCGUGGCUCACCAUUGUGUCAAUCGGGAGGACGUCAGACUUGCGUGGAUCAUGACUUGCUGCCCAGGCCGGAGCUCGUACUCGGUGCAAGUUAACGUGCAGCCCCCCAACUCGAGCGGGACAAAUGGAGAGGCUCCCAAAUGCACCAACAGCAGCGCGGAGUCAUCGUGCACAAACAAGAGUGCAUCAAGCUUCAAAAAUUCCUCCCAGGGAUGCAAAUUAACCAACCUUCAGGCUGCUGCAGCUCAGUGCCACGCCAAUUCUCUGCCUCUGAACGCCACACCCCAGCUCGAUAAUAGCCUGACUGAACAUUCAAUGGACAACGAUAUUAAAAUGCAUGUGGCACCUUUAGAAGUUCAGUUUCGAACAAAUGUGCACCCAAGCCGCCAUCACAAAAAUAGAAGUAAAGGGCACCGGGCAAGCCGACUCACCGUCCUCAGAGAAUAUGCCUACGAUGUCCCCACCAGCGUGGAAGGCAGCGUGCAGAACGGCUUACCAAAAAGUCGGCCGGGCAAUAACGAAGGCCACUCGAGGAGCCGGAGAGCUUACUUAGCCUAUAGAGAGAGACAGUACAACCCACCCCAGCAAGACAGCAGUGAUGCUUGUAGCACACUCCCCAAAAGCAGCAGAAAUUUGGAAAAGCCCGUUUCAACUAGUAGUAAAAAAGAUGCAUUAAGGAAGCCAAUUGUAGUUGAACUUGAAAGCCAGCAGAAGUCCUAUGGACUCAACUUGGCCAUUCAGAAUGGACCAGUCAAAAGCAAUGGGCAGGAUGGACCGUUGCUGGGUACAGAUAGCACUGGCAAUGUUAGGACUGGAUUAUGGAAACACGAAACUACUGUGUAGCGUUGGUGGGCUUUCCGGGCAAAAUCCAUACAAACUGUGAUAGUCACAUUCCUUUAAGCUAUGAACAUGGACGACACAAACCGUUUACAGCCGUUUUAGGAAUUCAAAAGAAUUUUGAAUAAACGUCAAAGUUUCAGGUUUUACUUAUUUUAUAUCCCCCAGUUGUUGCUUUUUAUAUGAAUUAAAAAAAGAAAGAAAGAAAGAAAAACCUCUAAAGCAUUGUUUUAAUUGUCAAAGCACCAGCAGAACAUUUGGGAAUCUGAAAUGUAGUUUUUUGAAAUCUGUAAUAUCUACUUAACAUUUCAGACUUGUAUUUAAUACAAUAAACAGGUGUUUGUCAUUG
This is a messenger RNA of Hipposideros armiger (great roundleaf bat), 4127 nucleotides long. RefSeq names its product adhesion G protein-coupled receptor A3 (gene ADGRA3). Lineage: Eukaryota; Metazoa; Chordata; Mammalia; Chiroptera; Hipposideridae. The record is from RefSeq and is a predicted model, not a curated record. Gene Ontology annotation, molecular function: G protein-coupled receptor activity. Bases 497 to 3784 code for a protein of 1095 amino acids. The transcript is spliced from 19 exons. Gene Ontology annotation, cellular component: plasma membrane; external side of plasma membrane. Gene Ontology annotation, biological process: cell surface receptor signaling pathway.